Messenger RNA from Sordaria macrospora k-hell, 3882 nucleotides. NCBI's taxonomy places the organism in Eukaryota, Fungi, Ascomycota, Sordariomycetes, Sordariales, Sordariaceae. The record is from RefSeq and is a predicted model, not a curated record.
AUGGCGGCUGGCCGCCCCCCUCCUGGGGCCCCGUCGAGCAAUCAACACGAUGAUCUGCUGCUCGACUUCGGUAACGAACAACCAUACUAUAGCGGGGGACAAAGGUCGACCCUAAACGACGACGAUCUCUUGCGACUACACAGCGAUGAUGCGCAAGGCGCCGCGCCACCUCGCCCGUCCGUAUCCUACGAUGACUUUAUCGGCUCUGGGCAAACAUCACAACAAACACCUACAAGACCUAUACAGCCCGCGCCGGGCGCGACAGUCGGCGGAGGCCCAGCAAGUCCAUACCCCGAUAACAGGCCGCUGGACCGGCAAUUCAGCCAGACGUCGGAUCUCGGAAACUACCAACGCUAUGCCGAGGACUUUGACGACUACCCUGACGAGGGCACCACGUCCUACUACCAACAUGGCGGUGCUCUCCCUCCGGACUCGGCGGCCGCCCGCGACAGCGCGCGCAAACGGAAUAGUGUCCUGAGCAUGGGCGGCGGGUUGAUCGGCCGGGCCAAGAACAUGCUUGGAAUGGGCCCUGAAGGUUACUCGGAGAUGGACCUUCCCUUGACCGACCCAAGAUCGACCGCACGGCCAGACCAUUCUCACGAGCCUCCUCCCCAGAAGCCGGCCAAGAAGUUCGAUUUCAAGUUCGGGUUUGGAGGUGGAAAGGUUGAUCCAGCAACCCUCGGCCCCCGUAUCAUUCAUCUCAACAAUCCUCCAGCCAACAGCUUGAACAAGUAUGUCGACAACCACGUCUCGACGGCCAAGUACAAUGUUGCGACUUUCUUGCCCAAGUUCCUCUUCGAGCAGUUCUCCAAGUUCGCCAACAUCUUCUUCUUGUUUACCGCCGGUCUACAGCAGAUUCCCGGCCUGUCUCCUACAAACAGAUAUACUACAAUUGGUCCCCUAGCCGUCGUGCUUUUGGUUUCGGCAGGCCCGUAUCUUGAGGGGCUCGACAUUCGAGGAAACGAAGGAUCCAACGUCCAAGUUGGAGAUAUCAUUCGAGUCGAAUCUGAAGAGUCUUUCCCUGCCGAUCUUGUUCUCUUGGCGAGUUCCGAACCCGAGGGUCUUUGCUAUAUCGAAACCGCCAAUCUCGAUGGAGAGACCAACCUCAAAAUCAAGCAAGCUCUGCCCGAAACGUCAACCAUGUUGCUUCUCCGUGGUGCUACUCUGCGCAACACCCCCUGGGUUCACGGUGUCGUUGUGUUCACCGGCCACGAGACCAAGCUGAUGCGCAACGCCACGGCCGCGCCGAUUAAGCGCACAAAAGUCGAGAGGCAGCUGAACACGCUUGUACUCUUCCUCGUCGCUAUCCUUUUGGUCUUCAGUGUAGUCUCUACUGUUGGUGAUCUCAUCCAGCGAAAGGUAGAGGGCGAGGAAGGUCUCGCUUACCUCUUCUUGGAUCCCAUGGACAAUGCCUCGGCUAUCGCUCGCAUCUUCCUUAAGGACAUGGUCACAUACUGGGUUUUGUUCUCCGCUCUUGUUCCCAUUUCGCUCUUCGUCACCAUUGAAAUGGUCAAGUAUUGGCACGGCAUCCUCAUCAACGACGACCUUGAUAUGUACUAUGACGUUAAUGACACACCCGCCAAUUGCCGAACGUCCAGUUUGGUUGAGGAACUCGGCAUGGUUGAGUUCGUCUUCUCCGACAAGACUGGAACAUUGACUUGCAACAUGAUGGAAUACAGGCAAUGCUCUAUCGCUGGAAUCAUGUACGCCGACAAGGUACCCGAGGAUAGAAUCCCGAGUAUUGAGGACGGAAUCGAGAAUGGAAUCCACGACUUCAAGCAACUGGCGAAGAAUCUUGAGAGCCACCAAUCUGCGCAGGCGAUUGACCAAUUCCUUACCCUUCUCGCCAUCUGCCACACUGUUAUUCCGGAACAAGCUGAGGACGGAAGCAUCAAGUACCAAGCCGCGUCGCCAGACGAAGGAGCGCUCGUCGAUGGUGCGGUACAGCUGGGCUACAGGUUCGUCGCUCGCAAGCCGCGUGCUGUUAUCAUCGAAGCCAAUGGUCAACAACUCGAGUACGAGCUCUUGGCUGUCUGCGAAUUCAACUCAACCAGAAAGAGAAUGUCCACAAUCUAUCGCUGCCCUGACGGCAAGGUUCGCUGCUACUGCAAGGGCGCAGACACCGUUAUCCUGGAAAGACUCAAUGACCAAAACCCCCACGUCGAUGCGACCCUGCGACAUCUCGAGGAAUAUGCUUCUGAGGGACUACGCACGCUCUGCUUGGCCAUGAGGGAAAUCCCAGAGCACGAAUUCCAGGAGUGGUUGAGGGUUUACGAGAAGGCGCAGAUGACCGUUGGUGGUAACCGUGCCGAUGAGCUGGACAAGGCUGCCGAGAUUAUCGAGCACGACUUUUACCUCCUUGGUGCCACUGCUAUCGAGGAUCGCUUGCAGGAUGGUGUACCCGAGACCAUUCACACCCUUCAGGAAGCCGGCAUCAAGGUUUGGGUCUUGACUGGCGACAGACAGGAGACCGCCAUCAACAUUGGCAUGAGUUGCAAGUUGCUGAGUGAGGACAUGAUGCUGCUCAUUGUCAACGAAGAGAACGCGGAAGCUACACGGGAGAAUCUCCAGAAGAAGCUCGAUGCCAUCCGCAACCAAGGUGACGCUACCAUUGAGAUGGAGACGCUGGCUCUUGUUAUUGACGGCAAAUCGUUGACAUUCGCUCUGGAGAAGGACAUGGAGAAGCUCUUCCUCGAUCUUGCCAUCAUGUGCAAGGCCGUCAUCUGCUGCCGUGUGUCUCCUCUGCAAAAGGCCUUGGUUGUCAAGUUGGUCAAGAAGUAUCAGAAGGAGUCGAUUCUCCUCGCUAUCGGCGACGGAGCCAACGAUGUCUCCAUGAUUCAAGCUGCCCAUAUUGGUGUCGGUAUCAGCGGUAUGGAAGGUCUCCAGGCUGCGCGCAGCGCCGAUGUGUCUAUCGCCCAGUUCCGUUAUCUCCGCAAGUUGCUUCUUGUGCACGGCGCAUGGAGUUACCAUCGUGUUUCCAAGACCAUCUUGUUCUCUUUCUACAAGAAUAUUUGUCUUUAUCUGACACAGUUCUGGUACACCUUCCAAAACGUCUUUUCUGGUGAAGUCAUUUACGAAUCCUGGACUCUCUCUUUCUACAACGUCUUCUACACCGUCCUUCCGCCCCUCGCUCUCGGUAUCCUCGAUCAGUUCGUCUCUGCCCGCCUGCUCGACCGCUACCCGCAGCUCUACAAUCUCGGCCAGCGCAACAGCUUCUUCAAGGUCCGUGUCUUCGGCGAGUGGAUCAUCAACGCCGUCUACCACUCCAUCAUCCUCUACGUCGGCGGCUGCCUCUUCUGGCUCAACGAUGGGCCCCAAGGCGACGCUCUCACCGGCGGAAAGUGGGUCUGGGGUACGGCCAUGUACGGCGCCGUCCUGCUUACCGUCCUGGGCAAAGCUGCGCUGGUAACCAACAACUGGACCAAAUACCACGUCAUCGCCAUCCCCGGUUCCAUGGCUGUUUGGAUCGUUUUUGUGGCCGUCUACGGUGAGGUGGCGCCCAAGCUGAACAUCAGUGUCGAGUACUUUGGCGUUGUCCCCAGGCUGUUCACCAGUCCGAUCUUCUGGAUCGAGAUGCCUACGCUGGCCAUCCUCUGUCUGCUCAGAGACUUUGCGUGGAAGUUCAGCAAGCGGUUGUGGAGACCCGAGGCGUAUCACCACGUGCAAGAGAUUCAGAAGUAUAAUAUUCAGGAUUAUAGGCCUCGCAUGGAACAGUUCCAAAAGGCCAUCCGCAAGGUCCGCCAGGUCCAGCGCAUGCGCAAACAACGCGGUUACGCCUUCUCGCAGGCCGACGAGUCGCAGACCCGCGUGCUCCAGGCUUACGAUACGACACAACAUCGUGGUCGGUAUGGCGAGAUGGCCAGUUCAAGACCGAACCAGUAA